AUGUCAUCGGAGCUUGAAUUAUUGAGACGAGUUGCCAAACUUGAGGCAGAAAAUACCAAAUUAAAACAGAUCAUAGAAGAAAUUGCUAAUCUUAGGAUCGAAAAUACAAAACUAAAACCAAUUAUAAAGCAAAAUCGAACUACUAAUGAUGCUUCACAAACGCCUAUUCCACCAUCUAUUAAUAGUCACUCUGAGAAUGAUAGCACCGACUCUUUAAAUCUAGUGCAGACACAAACGAUGAAAACUAGACAAAAGGAGAAUUUAUGCUGGUAUUGUUACACUAAAGCAUAUGAAAAUCGAGUUAUGGAUAUUAAAUCCACAAAUAACAUCGAUGACCAAUUAGCGAGAACAUUGGUAUAUAACGAAAUUAGGAUGUAA
Racocetra persica is the source of this 378-nucleotide messenger RNA. NCBI's taxonomy places the organism in Eukaryota, Fungi, Glomeromycota, Glomeromycetes, Diversisporales, Gigasporaceae. The record is from the annotation of a GenBank genome assembly.